AAUUUCAAAUGUGUUUCCCAAGCGUUCCGGAGGUUUUCCCCAUUUUUGCUGCUUUCCUCAUUUUGGCUGGGGAGUGAAUGCAGCAGGAUCAAGCAGUGGCUGAGAGGGAGAGCUGAAGCAAGGAUACUAGCUAGUAGGACGAUACUACAUCAUCAUGGCAGAUGAAUCCGACGAUUCUGAUGAGUGGGGGAUGGAAGAGCUCAACAUUCCUGCCAAGAAGGACAAAGCAGCAGACGAUGAAGACGCUGGCAAAGCACAAGGCGACAACGAGGAUGACUGGUCGACACCACUACAGAAAGAAGAAACCAAGGAACAGCCUCCAGUCAAGAAGGAAGAUGAUCGACCCAUGAUAAUAGUCGACAUGACCCAAAUGACAAAGGAGAAGAUUCACAGUAAAUUUGACCGUAACUCCGUCAACGACGCCGAGGCAGCGUCAGCACUUCGAAAGAAACUGGAGCAAGAUUAUGAUAGCUACGCCAAAGAUGCUGCUUUGCUGGGAGAUGGGACCGUCAUUCCAUGUGGCAUGUCGGUGUGGAGAGGGGCAUUGACGCGACUGCGAGAUGAGCGACCAGGACACUACUUUGCCCCAAUAUUUCCUCCAAAGAAGUAAGCCAAUUCAUGAUACUAUCAUACGCCAAUAUAGAUCACAGGAUGCCACUAAUCAAAACCUGCAAUUAUAAAUUAUAAAACUGUAACUAAAUUGAUGCAUCAUCUACCAAUAUGGAAGCG
Messenger RNA from Seminavis robusta, 729 nucleotides. NCBI's taxonomy places the organism in Eukaryota, Bacillariophyta, Bacillariophyceae, Naviculales, Naviculaceae. The record is from the annotation of a GenBank genome assembly.